AUGAACGAAGAGUUUUCCGUUCUAGUUCGCACGAAAGACGAUUUCUCUGUGAUAGAGGAGCCCGCGGGCAAAAAGGCAAAAGAGCCGCUUGCAAAGAAAAGGAACAUCUUUGUGUGUCUGAUGAUCAUCAAAGGCCUCUUUGGCUUCUCCUUCUCAACAAGCGCAAUCUACUCGGCAUUUCUCUUGGCUUCAGGACUGGCUAUUUGCAUUCUGUGCAGCACUGCGAUGGUUUUCAGCAUAAGGUGCACGUCUGAUGUUCUGGUGCAGCUGGCAAGCCAGGACAAAACAGUGAUAUACACAGCCAUAUACUCUGGGCUCUUUGUGACUGCCGCUUCGGUGCUUCGCGAGGUGUACUCUCUUCUCUUCUGCCUAUUCGUCAACCACACGCUCGACAAUAUUUCUGUAGCGCUGUUCAACAGCACUAUUUACACAACUCUUCCCAUUUCUUCGGUUAAAAUCAACAGAAUAGUGGACAGAGGAAACAGAAGCAUAAAGGAGCUCCUUACGAAGCUACUGGUGGUUAUUGUGUACAGGAUGAUAAGCACAGUGAUAGUGCAUGUUCAGCUCUUUGAGCUCGAUCGCAACUAUCUGGUCAUAAUAACGCUGUUCAACCUGCUGUACAUCUUCAUAAGCUACUUACUGCUGAAAAUACGAAUUAAAAACAAAAUCUUAAAGAACAGGUAUGACGACCUGUACAGCAACAAGAUCAUAGAGGGAAUAAGCAACAAAGACUCGAUUCUAACAGCAAAUACCGAAGAGUACGAGACAGGGCAGUUUGAGAGAUAUAUGCAAAAGUAUCUCAGAGUGACAUUCAAUGACAGACUGCUUGUGUCAAUUUUGAAUGUAAUACAGAAGUUUAUAUACACAGUCCUGCAGAUCACUGCCAUGAUCUACCUGUACAACAGCGUUGAGAAGAAAGACCUGCUGAAGUUUGGGUCGACUCUGAUACAGUACAUAAAAGAACUUGAUAAAAAUCUGAUGGAAAUCGCCUUGGCUACUAAAGACAUCUUUGUGUGCUAUGUGGACUGUGAGGCGUACAUAAACUACAUUGACAGUCUUUCAAAGAGCACACAGCCUGACGUGGUUCCUUCUACCGCUGAUGCAUGCGAGUCAGAAGAAGACAAAGACUCAGCAGAGAAUAUGGAUGUAGAAAAUAAAAAUGAAAAUAUUAGCGCACGCUGCAGUGGAGACAAAAAAACAGUUGUUGAGUUUGAAAAUGUAGGAUUCUCGCACACCCAUGGGACAAAAGAGCUGAUAAGCCGGUUCUCCUGCAGGAUAUACAAGGGAGAGAAAGUAGCCAUCCAGGGAAGCAGUGGAUGCGGGAAGACAACCCUUCUGUCGCUCCUUCUGAAGCAGUGCGCAUACACAGGAACAAUCAGAGUGAAUGGAAUAGACAUCUCUGAGAUGACAAAAAACAUGAUCACUGAAAAAAUAGGUAUAGUUCCGCAGGAGAGCUGCUUGUUCAACAACACCCUGAUAUACAACAUUGAAUAUGGAAGCAGUCCCGGCAAGGAAAGGCUAAAAAUGGUCCUAGAAAAAACACAGGUCAGUGAAAUAAUAAGCUCAAAAAAAGACGGGCUGGAGUACAAUGUGGGAAGCCUAGGAAGAAACCUUUCGGGAGGAGAGAAACAAAAAGUAUUUUUAGCAAGGUGUCUUCUAAGAGACACGGACAUAAUCAUUCUUGAUGAGUCUACGUCUAAAAUGGACUCUGCAGCAGAAUUAAAAAUAAUUUCGCAUUUAGUAUCAACGGAUAAGACCGUUAUUUUCAUCACCCACUCGAGUGCAGUGGCUAGUAUGAUGGACAGAGUGCUCGUACUCGACGCAGAGAAGACGGGAGAAAGCGAGAGUGCCGGGAAAAAAGAAAAAGUCGUCUUUGCCGAGCUGGACGAAGGCUCUCCAGAGCCAGGGAAAGAUCUUCUGCUAAAACAAAAGAAGCCCAAAACACUCUCCAAAAACUGA
Nematocida minor is the source of this 1959-nucleotide messenger RNA. RefSeq lists its product as uncharacterized. Gene Ontology annotation, molecular function: ATP binding; ABC-type transporter activity; ATP hydrolysis activity. The transcript has a single exon. Bases 1 to 1959 code for a protein of 652 amino acids. The record is from RefSeq and is a predicted model, not a curated record. Gene Ontology annotation, cellular component: membrane. Gene Ontology annotation, biological process: transmembrane transport. Lineage: Eukaryota; Fungi; Microsporidia.